UAUUUGGCAAGGCAUCCGGGCAUCAGCAUCCGGUCAACCGAUUCCCAUUCGUCGCAAACUCCAGCGGGAUUCAAAAUGCCCUCACCGAGGACUAUCACCAUCGUGGCCCUCUCCUUCGCCCUCGGCUUGUUCUUCGUCUUCAUGGGGACCAUUAAGCUGACGCCGAGGCUCAGCAAAGACGCGUACAACGAGAUGAAACGGGCGUACAAGAGCUAUGCCAAAGCUCUGCCUGGCCUGAAAAAGAUCGGUGUGACCUCCGUGUUGCUCCGCAAGAUCAUCGGCUCCCUGGAGGUGGCCUGCGGCGUGGUCCUGACCCUGGUGCCGGGCAGGCCCAAGGAUGUAGCCAACUUUAUUUUGCUGCUGGUCAUGCUGGCCGUGCUGUUCUUCCACCAGCUGGUCGGCGACCCCCUCAAGCGCUACGCCCACGCGCUGGUCUUCGGCAUCCUGCUCACCUGCCGGCUGCUCAUAGCCCGGCAGAGCGACGAGCGACCGGAGAGGGAGGAGAGCAGGGAGGAGCAGCAGCCGCAACAUCAGCAGCAUGUCAAUGACCAGGAAAAGAACAAGGUCAAGCAGUCUUAAAAGCAUUUUUUAAUCCCCCUCCCAGCUACAGUGAAGCGAGUCCUUGAUAUCUUUAACACACAUACUUGGAACUGGUGGUUACUCAUCUCCUUGACUUCACUGUGGACAGUCAUCAGUGUGCAACUUUUGUUUUGUCCCAUUCCAAAAUUAACAUUCAGUCUCAGUGCUCCCCUGUUACAUUGUCGCUUUUUUAAGGGAUCAAGUUUUUACAGUGGUACCUGGACUUGAGAGCACCCCAACUUGCAGGUUUUCCAAGCCUUUGUUUGGUUGCGACACGAAAAAAAAUCAAUCAACUGGUUCAAUGGCAGCCAUUUUUAAUUUAGAGUUCUCGAGGCUAUUUACAGAAUUUGAGCAUUUUGACUGAUCUUUCAUGACCACAAAACUGUUUUACGUGACAAUACAAGUGACCAACCUACCUAAAGGCCACGGUUAGUUUCUAUCUUUUUACAGAGGCCAGUUUAACCAAAAGCACUGAUUUCCGACUAAAAACUGGAGAAAAUUUGAUUUUGUAAAACUAAUCUUGUCAAACAGAUAGUGACUUUGAUUCUAACAUUAUUUGCUUUUGUGACGACUUAAAACAUGAAGUAGGAACAUUUAAAUCAUAGCAAAAUAUAUAUUUUUUACAGCCAUAAAAAGUUUCUAAAAAAAAAGCCAUCAUUGUGGCAAUAUUUCAUAAAAAUGCUGAGACUGAUAGGCCUGGCUACUUACACCUGAGCACAAAAUACCAAAAUCGGCUGUUGAAAAUUAAGUCUUUCUGUUGAUGCGCAAAAUACCCUUUUUUCGUGGAACAUUUGUGAUGUCAUCUUUGCAAAAUCUGAUCAAAAAAUGCCUUCAAAUUAGAGUAAAACUGUAUAUCUUGACAAUUUAUCAUCAUAUCGCCUGGACCAUUUUGUUUUGCCAGUUCUUUGGAGAACUUCUUCUCUGAUAUCCAAUAAGUGCAUAUGGGCCGAAAUUCUGAGGGGUUCUCAAAGUUGAUGAUUCAAAGUAACGGUAACAUUUUAAAUGACGUCAUUUAAAAACUUAGCGUGUAAGGAGCAAAUGAAGCCUUCUUUUUGAGAAGAGCAGUGUGGUCAGUAGAAGACUUCUCAUUCCCACUUAUUCAUAAUGGAGUGUGUUAAAACACAUUGGCUUGAUUUUUGGUUGCACAAGAUUUAAAGGUGUUAAACUGACAUUUGUUCAUUUUUGACGAAAACGCGGGAAAAUUACACCUGUUCAUCUCAUUUUAAAUCAUGUGCAACCGAUGAACAUUUCUGAAUUAGGUAAAUCCAAAUGAUUCUGUUUCAAUGCACUGUGAUUUUAUUUUUUAUUUUUUUCAUUUAUUUAUUUGUUAAUAGUCAAUUAAAAAUCCAAAAGAGAUGUCUUUAGCGUGUUGCUGGGAGGGUACAUGCUUAGCAAAUAAUUGACAGCACCCUUUGGUCACUCCUUCAGUCUCUCCAGGCGCAGUAAAACAAUAACAGAAAAUCAAAUGUACGUGGAGGCAUUGGAUGGGGUCAGAGAAGGAUGAUUUCUCCAAAGAUUAUUUAAAAAAUAAUCUACUGCAAGGUCAUGUGUACAGUUACAAACUAUGUGACAUUUUUUUUAACUGCAAACUCCAUAUUGUGUGUGGGUGGAGGGGGGUGGGGGUAUAUUUGUUUUUUAUUGUAGAGCCAUUUGACGUGCUCAUUCCAUGUUGACUUGUCAGUCACAUUGCUAAUACAAUACAAUACAAUACAAUACUUAAUACAACUUAAAACAUUUUUUUAUUCUUUGGCUUUUGACCCAACAUCUGACUGACAUUGCUUUAUUGCUUCCUGCGUCUACUACAUAUGUUAGUGUCAUAAUUUGUUUUUGAAACAUUUUGCUUAAAAAAAAAAAAAAUCAUACAACUAUGAAAUGUGCUGUGAGAAACGCUGACUUACUGCAUGGCUCGAGUCAAACAUCAGUGGCUUUUUAAAUGCCAUUUGCAAUUUACUUCAUGAACUGCAUCAUCUUUUUUGAUUUUCCAAAAUGUUGCCAUUUCUUUCCCCAUAAUCGAUGUGACAAGAAGAGAUUCACAAUUUAAUCUUUAUCCUUUGCUCAAAAGCUGUGCCCACCUAAAAUCCAAAGUGAUGCUACACCGCCGUCUACACAGAUCUACUGUUUGUCAUUACAGUGAUUUCAAAUAUGAAUUUAACAGACAAGCUGCGUUGGACCCUCUAACAAAUCUUCAAGUUGAAAAAACAUUCAAAUACAAGUACAACUGUAGUAAUAUAAACAUCCACAGCUGUGAAGGUGUUAAGCACGUGGUAUAUGGGCAAGGAGAGACAUAGUUGUUGGCGCACUUUCAUCCAUUUAUUGAAUGGGACAAAACUGUCAAACACAUGAAUCCAUAAUGAGAACACUCACAAGGAGGGACCUCAACCCCUGAUGUCACCCCACCCUUGCAAAAAAACAACAACGUGAUGUAGCUGGGAACUUUAAUUUACUUAAAAUUGUACUUUUUCAGAGUGAAUCGUGUGCCUCUUUAGUUGAACUCAAAGGUACUAUUCCGUUGUUUGUUUGGCAACAGUGGUUGGGAAUCACUGAAUAAGAGCAUGUUUCUCUCAAUGGGCUUUUCAGGUCAUGAAAGGAUUUUCCUAAAUGAACAUCAAAUCAUUCAUGACACAUCCACAACCACCAAUCCAAUAUCCAAGAAAUAUCUUCAGCAUUAAACAUAAACUUUAGGCUUAUUAUUCUCCCUUCUCGCCACCUUUUUAGUAUUCACAGACCCGUGCAUGUUACUAAAUGUAAAUGCCCCAGAAUAACCCAUUUAUCCUGUUACAACCCUAUUUUUUAUUUAUUAUAGGUUGCAAAUGGAAAUGUGUGAACUUGUUCUUUAUAAUAGGAGUAUUGCAUCGGGAUUUUUUGUUUUAGAAAUGUAUCUAAAAUGUUGAAAUAAAAACCCUGAUUCCA
Messenger RNA from Syngnathus typhle (broad-nosed pipefish), 3489 nucleotides. It is a transcript of the gene tmem35, whose product is annotated as transmembrane protein 35. Gene Ontology annotation, cellular component: endoplasmic reticulum. Gene Ontology annotation, molecular function: acetylcholine receptor regulator activity. The coding region runs from base 76 to 579 and encodes 167 amino acids. The transcript has 2 exons. The record is from RefSeq and is a predicted model, not a curated record. Lineage: Eukaryota; Metazoa; Chordata; Actinopteri; Syngnathiformes; Syngnathidae. Gene Ontology annotation, biological process: chaperone-mediated protein complex assembly; positive regulation of protein localization to cell surface.